UUGUCAUGCUUUAAAGUUGUUCAAAUAUUGAUAUUCUACAACUUUAAGAAAAAUCUAUAGCUAUCUAUAUUUAAAUUGAAGAUUAAUGCUGGAAGAAUGACUGAUCAGCUGGUUUAAAAUAAGCGUCAGCUAGCUGCCUGUGCUGCUAACUCCUUCCAAAAUGCCCAACGAAACCUCAAAGUCCAAGAAGUCAAAGCGCUCCAGAAGAGCGGCUCAGAGAGAAGCUCAGAGAGAAGCUCCAAGAGAAGCAACAAGGGAAGAUCCUGCGAGAAAUGAGCUGAUAUCCAGAUCUCUGGAAAGCGCCCAGCAGUGCCUCCUCCAGCAAGACUACGGCACGGCUUUCGUCCACUACCUUCUGGUUCUAAACCUGGCGCCAGUUUUAAAGGACUUUGCCAGGGAAUCCUUCAGAUUCACUCUCUUCAAGUGGGCCGAUGAGCUGGACUCUCUCGGACGCAUUCAGGACCUGUUUGACUCCUAUGAGCAAGCUCUAGAGUUGUAUCCGGUGGACGAGGUGAUUGUUAACAGCAUGGGAGAGCAUCUCUUCAGGAUGGGUUUCAGGGACGAGGCUGCAGCACAUUUUCACAAAGCCCUCAAGCUGCGGCCAGAUUUCCCCGAAGCCAAGGAGAACUUCUACCGUGUGGCUAACUGGUUGGUGGAGCGCUGGCAUUUCUUAAUGCUUAACGACCACGGGCGGAACCGCAAGUACCAGCUGGCCAUUCAGCGGGCGGUACAGGAGGGCUUCAGCACAGUGCUGGACAUCGGAACGGGCACAGGCAUUCUGGGGAUGUGUGCAAAGAAGGCAGGAGCCAGUGAGGUCUACGCCUGUGAGCUGUCUAAGACUAUGUACGAGCUGGGCUGUGAGGUGGUCUCGGCCAAUAACAUGGCAGAUAGCAUCAAAAUUCUACACAUGAAAUCGCUGGAGAUGGAAAUUCCCAAGGAUAUUCCAAAAAGGGUGUCCCUGGUUGUGACUGAGACUGUGGAUGCUGGGCUGCUUGGAGAGGGAAUCAUCGAGAGUUUGAUUCAUGCCUGGAAGAAUCUGCUGCUCCCGCCUCCUAAUCCCGAGGAGCCGCUGUCUACCCCUUCCCAAACGGGCCGGGUCAUUCCCGCUGGGGCGACGGUGUUCGGCAUGGCUGUGGAGUGUCAAGAGAUCCGCAGACACCACAGGCUGUGUGUGCCAGCAGUUGGAGGUCUGGAUCUGGAGGCAGUAGGGGAGAUCCGCAGUCCUGUGAGCUGCUCUGUCGAUGCAGACGAGUCGGCCGAGCCGUACACCACAGAGAGACUGAGCCGGCUGCCUGGAGGCUUCACCGCCCUCACAGAGCCCUGCAGGGUGCUGGAUAUAGACUUCAACAACGUGCAGGAGUUGGAGGGCCUGUGCUGCAGUAAGACGACUCGUCUGAGAGUGCCGGUGACUCAGGAGGGGGUUGUGGAUGCUCUGGCCGUGUGGUUCCAACUGCAUUUAGACCAGGAGAACAGCAUCUCCACCGGGCCUCAGGAGAACACCUGCUGGGAGCAGGCCAUCUAUCCAAUGCAAAGCCCAGCACACUGCAGUGUGAAGUGUGGAGAUGAGCUGCUGGUGGAAGUCUCGUGCAGGGAUGCGUACCUGAGACUGUGCUGCGUUGCCGUGGUGAGAGACGGCCAGACGUUUCACCUGGACAGCAUGGAGGAUGACGAUGGUCUAAUAUCCCAGUCCAAUCCUGAGGUGGACUUGUGCAGUGCACUGGCCAGCCUUCAGACCCGCCACGACACGCCAGCCAACAUGUUCACACUGGAGUGCUCAGAAAUCGCCCUGCUCAACAACGUUACCUAUCACAACAGCUUUCGCACGGCACUGGACAAGCUUCUGACCUCUCUCAGAGCUUCUCAGGAGACGCAGGAUCCGGAGGUCUGCUGUUCAGAGCCCCUCUACGUUCUGGACGUCUCUGAAGGGUUCUCCGUUCUCUCUCUGAUGGCGGCUCGGCUGGGGCAGGACUCCGGUACCGUCCUGCGGGCCUACAGCUCUGUGGAGAAGGAGCAGCACCAGGCUCUGCUGCAGCUCCUGGGUCAGAGUAACGGAGUGGAGGAGAGCGCAGUGGAAUUCUGGCUCAGCCAAGUGGACGACGAGUCCGCUUUGCUUCAGAGACCGGCCUCCGAGAAGCUGUGGAGCGCCAUCAUGCUGGACUGUAUUGAAACCUGUGGGCUGAUCAGGCAGAGGCUGAUGGAGAAAGCCACACUGGCGAGGUGUCUCCUGGAGGACGGAGGACGGAUCUUCCCAGAGCGUAUUAUAAUUCACGGUUUGCUGGUGGAGGCGGACACGCUGCUUCAGGAGAGUGCAGUACAGGGUACGGACCCCACCCUGGGGUUCAACAUCGCCCCCUUCAUCAACCAGUUCACUGUUCCCGUUCACGUGUUUCUGGACCUGUCCACCCUGGAAUGCACUCACCUCAGUGAUCCAGCAGAGCUGUUCACCCUCGACCUCAUGAACACAAACAACAACUACGACAGCAGAGACAUCAGGGUACGGGUCAGUGCCUCUGGCAGGGUGACUGCUAUCCCCUUCUGGUACCAGAUCUAUCUGGAUGCGGAUUUAACUGUCAGCACAUUCAGCCAGGACUCUCACUGGAAGCAGGCGGCCGUGGUCCUGCAGUGUCCCCUGGUGGUGAAUGCUGGAGACUGGGUCCGGCUCACUGUCCAGCUUCACAAGAGCAGCAUCUCUAUAACAGCUGUCCGAGAGGAGGGGGAGGAGGCUACAGCAGCAGGUAACGCCUCGGCUUAGGAGGAGCCUCUGCUAUGCCCCGCCCACUGGGAGGAGUUUGAGAUGGACUCUGUAAUGGAUCUGUAAAGAUCUGUAUUUAGUUAUUAGUGCCAUAAGAAACAGGAGUGUUCAGUUUUUCUUCAGGCUUGGUGGAGGACUGAAGUUCAGUACGGUACAAUAUGGGGAAUCUAAUGCUGUAACACAUUAAAAAAAACUUUUAUGUGUAUUUAAGCAAGUAUAUCAUGAAACUACACUGGACUGGGUGCGCUAAGCCUGAGGAGGUAAGGGUGAUGCAUGUUGCCUGUAACUUUAGUAUGUACUGUAUUGAUAUUGAUAUUCAUUUUGUAUUGCCUGUAAUUGUAACUUAAUUGUUUUUUUCUUCUGGAAUAUAUAACUGCUAAAUACAGUUUAUACAACAGA
Messenger RNA from Astyanax mexicanus (Mexican tetra), 3151 nucleotides. It is a transcript of the gene prmt9, whose product is annotated as protein arginine methyltransferase 9. The transcript has 13 exons. Gene Ontology annotation, biological process: peptidyl-arginine methylation. The coding region runs from base 161 to 2752 and encodes 863 amino acids. The record is from RefSeq and is a predicted model, not a curated record. Gene Ontology annotation, molecular function: protein binding; protein-arginine omega-N monomethyltransferase activity. Lineage: Eukaryota; Metazoa; Chordata; Actinopteri; Characiformes; Acestrorhamphidae.